AGGACCAAGAGAACCAAAAAGGGGGUCCAGAUGAACCACCGCCUGCCCGCCUCCCCCGGCCUGCAAUGGCUUGACAGGAGAGACAUGAGUGUCCGGACGGAGGACAGCAUCUCCCUGUGCCAAAGGGCUCUCCGGAUCAUUACGGAACUUUGUCUCGCGGGACAAGUGGACCAGGAGACAUGCUCGGAUAUAUUUCCCCUGGAGAGCAGCAUACCAGGUAAAGGAAACGCAGACAUCUCUAUUAGUCUCCUUGCUGUGGUCGUGGGAUUCUGUGGCCUCGCCCUGUUGGUAGUCUCUCUCUUUGUCUUUUGGAAGCUGUGCUGGCCCUUCUGGAGGAGCAAGGCUCUGUCGGCCCACGCCGAAAAUGGCCUGCGCGCGGCUUUCCCCGAGGCCCCGCCGCCCGCCCCGCCGGCAAGCGAGGCCAAGGCCAAGGCGGCGGCGGAGCCGGAGAAGAAGUACCCGCUGGAGGUGAAGGCCAACGGGCGGAGCACCGUCAAGCUCCUGGAGGCGGCCAUGAAGAUCAGCCAGACGUCCCCGGACAUCCCCGCCGAGGUGCAGACCGCCCUCCGGGAGAAGCUCAGCCAGCAGGCCAAGAUCCAGAGGCAGACCACGGAGCCACCUCCUCCUCCAGUCAAAAAGAGGGAGGGGGUCAAAGCGGGCACACCACAGGCCAAACAUCUGGAGAAAGCCAUGCCGGGUCUGAACGUCCGCUCAGAGAGGAGGAAAGGGCCGUUUGGGUCGUUGGGGGCGGGGCUUACACCAGCCCAGCGGGUGUCAGGAGCCACGUCUUCCGAAUUCUGA
Pungitius pungitius (ninespine stickleback) is the source of this 801-nucleotide messenger RNA. Its product is annotated as synaptotagmin-10. The record is from RefSeq and is a predicted model, not a curated record. NCBI's taxonomy places the organism in Eukaryota, Metazoa, Chordata, Actinopteri, Perciformes, Gasterosteidae.